AUGAGCGCUUCGGAAGCCAGUACUCUGCAGCCAAAUACUCCUGUUCCACCCGCAUCGCAGACCUCAAGCACUCCUAAAAUUCCUUUACUUGGAGAGGGAUUUCAAGAAUCUACGAAGAAAACCGUCCCUCGCUCGGCAGACAGUAGCGAUGUUGAAUGCGACGAAGAUGAUGUGACUGGCGAGGGCGCGAAACAUGGAAAGCGACGAUUAUUUGGAUUUGGGAAGAAAAAGGAGGCUGAUAAGAUGAAAGAGAGAAAGAAGACCGACUUUCCACCAGCUAAAGUUGCUGCCAGUUCGAAUGCACCGCUUGCACAACCAAUUGCUAGGAGAUUGCCAUUGCAAAAUGCAUCUCCUCCACGAUCAAUCCCGAACAAUCCAUAUCCAUCUCCUGGCUCACCUCACAGAGUUCUCUAUUCUUCUUCUCCCCGAAUUGUCUCACCAGCUGGGUCGCAAAUCUUCGAGCGCGAUGUACAAGAGAGCGCUAUUCUUGUUCCCAAUUCACCCGCAAUCCCAUCCCAUAUCCAAACGGAAAACCACAUUCCGCCAGUCUUGGAUGCGUCAUCCGAGGCAAUCACGAACAAUGAGAUCGACCCGGACACUGUUGAGAUUGUAAUGCACUCCUCUCAUCAGCCAGCAGCUGUUACGGUCACAGGAGUGGGUAAUGCAGAGCCCAUGGGUGGGAUGUGGGCAGAUGAUUUGGUUGCUCAUCCAGACAAAGAUGAUGCGGCCUCAAACUACGGUGCUCUCGAUAGCACUGAUGUGCGCCGUUUGAGUUUCAUCUCCUUCUCAGACAUUGUGCAGUCUGAACAUGCAGAGCAUGCAGGCUCCAGGGACUCCAUCUAUGUGGCCGGCCUCAGUUCCUUGUCUUCGCAACACAACAGGUCUCCGUCUCCUGUUCGGUCCCCUGUCUCAUCUCAAGGAUUCGGCACGUCCCCUCCCACAAGCAAAUCAGCUUCUAUCAAGGGGUUCGAUAUGUCGCCGAGAGGAAAGCCGCUUGGUAGUCCAAUUUCUACUCAAGCUCCUCUCAGUGGCGGGGAACUGACUAUAGAGACAAUGACUCAGGCAUUGAGAAGAACGGGCAGUGGUGAUUUGAGCGGUGUGAGAAGUCAACCUCUCAGCCCUUCAAGCCCUGAUGGA
Molecule: messenger RNA, 1137 nt
Organism: Mollisia scopiformis
Lineage: Eukaryota; Fungi; Ascomycota; Leotiomycetes; Helotiales; Mollisiaceae
Exons: 1
Source: RefSeq, a predicted model, not a curated record